This is a messenger RNA of Fusarium venenatum, 1731 nucleotides long. Its product is annotated as thiamine diphosphate-binding protein. Gene Ontology annotation, molecular function: pyruvate decarboxylase activity; magnesium ion binding; thiamine pyrophosphate binding. Lineage: Eukaryota; Fungi; Ascomycota; Sordariomycetes; Hypocreales; Nectriaceae. Gene Ontology annotation, cellular component: nucleus; cytosol. The record is from RefSeq and is a predicted model, not a curated record.
AUGACACAAAGCAAACAUGAAUCGAUUCCCCUCGGGGCGUACCUCUUCACCCGUCUCAAGCAGCUCGGCAUUGGUUCCGUCUUCGGCGUCCCUGGCGACUAUAACCUGAAACUCCUCGACUACGUCAAACCGGCCGGUCUGCACUGGAUAGGCAACUGCAAUGAACUCAACGCCGCAUAUGCGGCAGAUGGCUACUCUCGCAUGCACAGUCUAGGUGUAGUCAUCACAACCUUUGGCGUAGGUGAACUAUCGGCUAUCAAUGCCAUUGCUGGUGCCUAUGCCGAACGGGCACCGGUGCUUCACAUUGUUGGCGCGCCGUCCCGAGCUACUCAGAGCGCAAGAUUGAAUGUCCACCAUACUUUCUUGGAUGGUGAGUACAAGAGGUUUGCUGCCAUGCAUGCACUUGUUACUGCUGCACAGGUCUGUUUGACAGAUGUCAUGAGCGCUGCGGGGAGAAUUGAUUGGAUCAUCGAACAAGUCAUGGUUCACCAAAGGCCCGUGUAUCUUCAGAUUCCUGACGAUAUGGUUCAAUUGCCCAUCUCGACAAGUAACUUUGAUGUGAAAAGUGUUAUUAGCCCGUCACCGGUGACUACGGAGAUUGAUACCGGGAGCAUUGAUAAGAUAUUGGACCGGAUCUACUCGGCUCAAAAGCCUCUGAUUCUUGUUGACGGCGAAAGUCGAAAUAUGAACGUUGUUAAUGAGGUCAGCGAGUUGAUCAAUAUCACUGGCUGGCCGACGUGGACUUCAGCUUUUGGAAAGGGUCUUGUCAACGAAGAGUUGAACAAUGUACACGGCGUUUACCUGGCAAACUGCGGCGAUAAGAAGGCAUCCGAAUACUUUAAGGGAUCUGACCUGAUCCUCUUCUUUGGACCGCACAUGAGUAACAUCAACACUGGUAUCUUCACGGCGAUUCCGGACGAGGACGCGACAGUGUCUUUCUCCUUGGAUCAGAUCAAGAUCGCGAAGCAAGUCAUCCGAGACCAACCGCCUCGACCUUUUAUCCAAAAGCUUCUCAGCAAGAUUGAACCUUCGCGGCUCGCCAAGAUUGAUGUACCAACAUUCCUCAGCAAAUCUCACCCUGGCGAGCUUGAGCCGUCUGGUCAACUUACUCAAGAACUGUUUUACCCAUACAUCAAUUCCAUGUUCCGUCGCGGCGACACCAUCUUGACAGAGACAGGUACUGCUGCAGAAGGUGGGAAGGUUCUCAAACUCCCUGAGGGAUCACGCUUUUUUACAGCUGUCACGUGGUUAUCAAUUGGGUACAUGCUCCCCGCCACGCUUGGUGUCGCUCUGGCGCGUCGCGACAAAAACAGCCACGACAAGGAUACGGAGCGCACGAUCCUCUUUAUUGGAGACGGGAGUUUGCAAAUGACGGCCCAAGAAAUCAGCGUCAUGGUGAAAGAGAAGCUCAAUAUUGUGAUUUUUGUUAUUAACAAUAACGGAUACACAAUUGAGCGAGCCAUUCACGGUAGGAAGGAAGACUAUAACGAUAUCGCGCCGUGGAACUUUAAGCAUGCUUUGGGAUUAUUCGGGUAUAAUGAUGAAGAAUUGAAGACGAGAUACUUCUCUGCAAAAACAUGGGGAGAGUUGAAGACUGUGCUCGAUUCAGAGGCAAUCAAGCAAAAUGAUGGCGUCAAGAUGGUUGAAGUUUUUAUGGACCAGGAAGAUUGCACUGGAGAGUUGAGAGGGCUGUUGGAGAGGCAAAUAGCAAGAGAAGAAACGUCGAAAUAG